UAUAUUCUAUAUCCACAUUUUCACAUACUCAAAACAAAGAUGUACGUGUGAUUCUGUCCAACUGGGCUCGGCUAGGGUUCCUUCCCCCAGUGCCCCCUCUCCUAAAAAAAAUAUUCACAACACAACAGCAAGUGUUUCCUUGAUUCUCUAUAAAACUCCGUUUCUCACUUGCGUUUUACCAGCGGGGGGGAAAACGGUACCUACAGCAAUACUCUCAUAGUAGUUUACUCUCUCCCCCUUUUCUCUCCCUUUCCCUUCCGUUUCGCGUUUUUAGAUUCCUCUCUCUCUCUCUCUUGUUUAUCUUAAAGCCUAAGCCGUAACCGUUUCUUCUUCUUCUUCUCUCUCUCUCUCUCUGCGGAGGGUUUUUGAAUUUCUCUUCGAGAUGGACGAGAACGUGCUUGACGAUAUCAUUCGGAGGCUUGUAUCAGCGAAAAACGGUAGAACAACGAAGCAAGUGAAUCUUACCGAGGCUGAAAUUCGUCAGCUAUGUGCUUCCGCUAAGGAGAUCUUUCUCAGUCAACCUAAUCUUCUCGAGCUUGAAGCUCCUAUUAAGAUUUGUGGAGACGUCCAUGGCCAGUUUUCAGACCUUUUAAGGCUGUUUGAAUAUGGGGGAUACCCACCCGAAGCAAAUUAUUUAUUUCUUGGCGAUUACGUUGAUCGUGGUAAGCAGAGCAUAGAGACAAUAUGCUUACUCCUUGCAUACAAAAUCAAAUACAAGGAGAACUUCUUUCUUCUCAGGGGCAACCAUGAAUGCGCUUCUAUCAAUCGGAUAUAUGGUUUCUAUGAUGAGUGCAAGAGGAGGUUCAAUGUUCGCCUCUGGAAGACAUUUACUGAUUGCUUUAAUUGUUUACCGGUUGCUGCUCUAGUUGAUGAGAAGAUCCUUUGCAUGCAUGGGGGACUCUCACCUGAACUUAAAAACUUAGAUCAGAUACGGAAUAUUGCUCGCCCUGUUGAUGUGCCAGAUCAUGGCCUUCUCUGUGACCUUCUGUGGGCUGAUCCUGAUAAAGAUCUUGAGGGAUGGGGAGAAAAUGACCGAGGUGUUUCAUUCACAUUUGGAGCUGAUAAGGUUGUUGAGUUUCUUGAGCAGCUUGAUCUUGAUCUGAUUUGUAGAGCUCACCAGGUUGUAGAAGAUGGAUAUGAGUUUUUUGCCAAACGUAAGCUGGUGACUGUAUUCUCUGCACCAAAUUACUGUGGGGAAUUUGAUAAUGCUGGUGCUAUGAUGAGUGUAGAUGACACCUUGACAUGCUCGUUCCAGAUACUUAAGUCUUCUGAUAAGAAAGGGAAAGUUGGAUUUGGCAAUAACACAUCAAGACCUGGAACUCCACCUCAUAAGGGUGGGAAGGCUUAAUUAACAUUCUCGAGCUAUGUAACUAUAUUGUCAGUGAGCUGGACGAUGGCUUCCAUUCUCCACAUUAGGCUAAAGCUUAACGCUGGCAUGAUUGAUGAUGAUGAUUCACAAGAUAUAAUUUUGCAUUUUGCCUGCCUUCCUUGGCAACGAUAACUAAAGACAGUAUGACACUGAAAUGGCACUUUUUAUUGUGGCGACUCCGAUUGACCCCUUUCUUUUUCUUAUAGUUUUUCUUCUUCUCAAUGUACAAUGGAAAUUCAAACUCCAUAAGGGGAAAUCUUGAAUAUCUUGUUUUGGUGUUGCCAAAUUUUUAUUUUAUAUUAUAUGAUUGCAUCAACUUUA
Cicer arietinum (chickpea) is the source of this 1690-nucleotide messenger RNA. Its product is annotated as serine/threonine-protein phosphatase PP1. The record is from RefSeq and is a predicted model, not a curated record. Gene Ontology annotation, cellular component: cytoplasm; nucleus. Gene Ontology annotation, molecular function: protein serine/threonine phosphatase activity. NCBI's taxonomy places the organism in Eukaryota, Viridiplantae, Streptophyta, Magnoliopsida, Fabales, Fabaceae.